CCUCAAAGAUUUCAUUCAUAAAUCCUCCGCCUUUUCCAAAUCCAAAAAAUUAAGGUGCCGGAGAUCGCCGGGUCCCUUUUCGACUCGGCGGCUGCUCCUUCGUUUCCUCAUCCCCCGUCUCCCGGUCCCCGACCCCUCCUCUCCCGCUCCGUCCAUGGACCGCAGGGUUUGCAGCUGAAGGCCUUCUCUCCAGCCGGGCCGGACCAUGAGCGAUGACUUAACUUUUUGGGAAAACACCACUGACAGCCCCACGACGGUGCCCGGCGAGGUGGGCACGCAGGAUGGGUACGUGCUGCUCCUGGUGCUGCUGUCCAUCUUCAUUGGGGGGACCCUGGUCCUGCUGUCGGGAAUCCUGAUCCUCUGCCGGCGCUGCUGGGAGACGGACCGCAGGUAUUCCAGAGCCAGCGAUGAUCCGGAGAAGACCACCGCCACGUACCUGGAUGACUCUCAGCCGGCUCAAGAUAUCACCAUCAAGGUGGACGAUCCCGACUGCUUAUCGUCCUCCAGCUACCGGGAUGUGGAGACCGAGCGCUUCCUGUCCACCGGCUCCACUGGCCGGCGUGUCUCCUUCAAUGAGGCCGCCCUCUUUGACCAGAGCAAGAAGGCGCAGGAGAAGGGGAGGAGGUAUACGCUGACCGAGGGGGACUUCCAUCACCUGAAGAAUGCCCGGCUCACCCACCUCCACCUGCCCCCGCUCAAGAUCGUCACUAUCCACGAAUGCGACCCCGGGGAGAACAUCCUCGCCAUGAAACCCCAGCGGAUCCCUCCUGCCCCCAAGCCCCACCUCUCCAUCUUCCAGCCUCAGCCCAGCGCCCUGCCGCUGGAGGCCCCCACCGGCCAUGCCGUGUGCCCUAGCUCGGCCCUGCCCGGAGACACCUACAACUCCACCGUUGACACCGGCUUUGUGGAGACCGCCAGCCCGUCCGUCUCCAUGGAGUCUGGGGAGGGCCCAUCGGGCGAUGCGGGCAGCGGGGCGGGCGAUGGUGGCAGUGGGGAGGAGGCCUCCCCGGCACCCGGCCAGGGCACCGUGCUGCAGUUCUUCACCCGCCUGCGGCGCCAUGCCAGCCUAGAGGGCACCAGCCCCUACUUCAAGAUCAAGAGGUGGACGCUGAAGACCAACCAGCGGGCGUCGAGUCUGGACACCAGAGGAUCCCCCAAGCGGCACCACUUCCGGCGGCAGCGGGCAGCCAGCGAGAGCAUGGAGCAGGAAGACCGGGCCCCCGCCCAGGUGGAUAGCAUCCAGUACAUCGCCCGCACGGAGCACGUGGCCUUUCAGGCCCCAGCAGGCCCCUUCCUGGCGGCCCCCGCCAGCCCCCCACCCACUCUCGGCAGGUUAGAGAAGGCGGAGGCGGCCGCGGUGGCAGCAGGAGCCCCCGACGGCGGCCCCGAGUCCCCGGUGGAGAGAAGCGGCGGUAGGACGGAGCGGCGGCGGCAGGAGCGGGAGCGGGAGCGGGAGCGGCGGCUGGAGCAGCAGUGGCUGGAGCGGGAGCCGGAGCGGGAGCGGCCGGAGCCGGAGCGGCCGGAGCGGGAGCAGCAGGAGCGGCGGCAGCAGCAGGCCCCCCCGGCGACGACGCCCACCCCCACCAUCUACCGGGACAUCUGGAGCCUGCGGGCCUCGCUGGAACUGACGGCCGGCUCGGACCAGGGCGGGGCCAACAACGACCGGGACUCGGUGCGCAGCGGCGACAGCGCGGGGUCGGCCGGCGGGGGGCCGGCCGGCGACGGGGCGGGGGCGGGGGGUCCGGCGGGCUCCUCCCCGCCCCCGGACGAGCCGCCGGCCCGGCCCAAGCCGGAGGAGGGCGACGCGGGGGCCCGCAAGCUGCUGCAGAUGGACAGCGGCUACGCCUCCAUCGAGGCUCCCGGGAGGGGAGGCGAGGAGCCCCCGACGGCCUCGGAGAAGCGAUUCUGCUUCACCCGGGCCGGCCGCACGGGCACCGUGUUCGACAGCUUCGAGGCGGCGGCGGGCCUGGCGGAGGAGGAGGAGGCCCGGGCGCCGGAGGGGCCCCCGGCGCCGCCGCGGCGGGACUACAGCAUCGACGAGAAGACCGACGCCCUCUUCCACGCCUUCGUCCGCCACGACCCCCGCUUCGACGAGGCCCCGGCCCGGCCCAAGCACCGGCCCCGGGCCCACCCGCGCCGCCAGUGGCAGAGGACCCGGCAGCACAGCGACCCCGGCCUGCGCCACCCCGCCGCCCUGGAGCGCCACCGGGUCCCCCCGCGCCGGGGCGACAGCGUCGGGGGCCAGCCGGAGCCCCGCGCCCGCCGCCCCCUCCCGCGCAUCGUCAGCUCGGGCGACGAGGAGCUGGGCGACGGGGCGGCCGCCGGGGGUCCGGAUCGCUCCCCUCCCCCGGCCCUCCCCGGCCCCGGCUCCGAAGCCGAGAUCCCGGCCAUCGAGGAGGAGGAAGACGGGGGCGGGGGGGAGGCGGCCAGGACCGCGGGACCCUACGGCUGUCCGGGUUCGGGCCACUGCCGGGGCCCCCCGGGCUCCCCCGGGGCCGAGCUGCUGGCCAAGGUGGCCGGGGGGCUGGAGGACAGACUCUUUCCCUGCUUGACGAAACCCGCCGAGAGCCCCGAGCCCACCGUCCUCCUCGCGGCGGCCGCCCCCACCUCCCCAGACCACAGCCCUGUGUAGUCGGGGGGCCGGGCGGUGGAGGCCGCCCCGUUCUCCCAUCGAUCGAUCGAUCGAUCGAUCGAUCGAUCGGUCUCGACGGUGGGGCGGGGGGGGCGGGGAGGGAAGGAGGGCGGGACUGCAUUAAUCCCAUUUCACCGCUGCACCUCCUGCCCUCCUACCCUGCGCUCCCUGAUCUUGGGGGUGGGGGGACACACAGUUGUUCUCACAGACGUGCCCCGUUUCCCUCCACCCCCUCGCCCCCCACCCCCAACCCUCCGGGAAGGGGGAGGGGUGUUGGUUUGAAGGGACCGCCCUUCCGCCCCAUCUCAAACGCUGCAGAACCCCAGCGUUUACCUCACAUCGUGGACUGGUGUAGCAGACACAUUCCCCGCGCCGCCCCCCCCCCCCCCCCAGCCCCACGCUCGCACACGCUCAUUUCUUCAUGUGGGUUUUUACAAGCAAUAACCUCCCCUUCCCUUGCCAGCAGUGGAAACUCCCCCCCCCCCCCUCCCCCGCCCCGGGCCUCCGGCCAGGGGGCAUGGGCGGAGGGGGAGCGGGCCCAGGGCCUGGGGUCGCAGGCCAGGCGUCCCCGAACUCUCCUUUCCCCCAUGCCAACUUUCCAUCGCCUGGGAGGGGUCGGGGAGUCAGGGGCCGGGGCUGGCAGAUAGCACAGAACGACUGGCUCGGGGACCCGAUUUGGGGUCCUUCCGGUUCCGCUCAAAAGCUCUCAGGUCUUGGCUAGCAGGAAAAGCAGGGAGUCGGUGGCGUCGCUCCUCCCGUUCCGUCCCAGCUCCGCAAGGACAGUGGUCAGAGGCCCGGGUUUGGCUGCUGGGAUUUCACCCUCUCCUCGCCCCGGCCCCUCCCCGCCGCCCCGCCAACACCAUCGUCCGCCAGCCCGGAGCGGGCCCCAGCCGUCAGGUGCCUUCUGUGGAGCCGUCCUCGCCGCUCACCCUUUCCUUUUCGCCCUGGGCAGGUCCCAGGAGGGAAGGGCUGAGGGGGGGCCGGGGGAGGGGAGGAGGAAGUGCCGUGGCCAUCCCGAGCCCCCUCUCCCCUUCCCCCCUCCCCCGACACCUGCUCUAACCCCCUGCCACCCUCCCCGUCCCGGUCCGGCCCGUUCUCCGCUGCUGCUCCCGAGGUCCGGCCCAAAACCUUCGGCCCGGCUCUGUUAGCCUGCGCUCCGGCUCCCCCGCCCGGUUUAAAUCCUCCCCUCCUUUGUUGAAUGAACAAAUGGUUUUGUGUUAACUUAUUAAUUUAUUUCCUACGUCCCGGCUCGGUGGCGGCCAGAUGUGUGUUUCCAGCAGCGUCGGGCAGAAAUCUCUCACCCAGCACGGUGUGGGCCAAACCCAACCAGAGGGGGAGGCGGCUCCUCGCCCUCCCCCGUGCGCCGAGAUCCGCCCGCCUGGCGCGCCGCCCCCCCCUCCCGCCCCCCGCCGUAUCACUCUCUCGCGUUUCGACUUCUGCAUGUGAACGAACGUGUGGCGAGGGCCGUUCUCAUCUCCCUCCUACUGUUAGUGAGUCGCCAUGGGCCAAAGCACUGAAAAAAUAAGAUUAGUUUUUAAAUUUAAGUAAAAAAAAACCUAGACAGA
Messenger RNA from Ornithorhynchus anatinus (platypus), 4197 nucleotides. It is a transcript of the gene CBARP, whose product is annotated as CACN subunit beta associated regulatory protein. Gene Ontology annotation, biological process: negative regulation of voltage-gated calcium channel activity; negative regulation of calcium ion-dependent exocytosis. Gene Ontology annotation, molecular function: transmembrane transporter binding. The record is from RefSeq and is a predicted model, not a curated record. The coding region runs from base 206 to 2632 and encodes 808 amino acids. Gene Ontology annotation, cellular component: secretory granule; plasma membrane. NCBI's taxonomy places the organism in Eukaryota, Metazoa, Chordata, Mammalia, Monotremata, Ornithorhynchidae. The transcript has 11 exons.